Molecule: messenger RNA, 1937 nt
Organism: Leucoraja erinaceus (little skate)
Lineage: Eukaryota; Metazoa; Chordata; Chondrichthyes; Rajiformes; Rajidae
Product: syntenin-1-like
Exons: 9
Coding region: 166-1098 (310 amino acids)
Cellular component (GO): cytoplasm; plasma membrane
Molecular function (GO): protein binding
Source: RefSeq, a predicted model, not a curated record
GGACCUGCCCCUCGGUCGAUUCCUUCCUGUUUCCUCCUUCGCAGCAAAGAACUUAGAGCGGAGCCUGCAGCUUCACAACAGGGGCGGUCAGGUGUGUCUGUGCAUCAGGUUGGGCGAAGAGUCAGAUCGACUGCGAGUCGCUGCCCUCACAGGUUGAACUGAAAGAUGGCUCUGUAUCCAUCACUAGAGGACCUUCAGGUCUCCAAAGUAAUUGAGGCUCAGUCCACCAUUGCAGCCAAAAUGGCCUCGGUGGCAAUUGAAGCCACACCAGUGGCAAUUGAAGCCACACCGGUGGCAAUUGAAGCCACACCAGUGGCAAUUGAAGCCACUGCUGAAAAUGCUCUGUACCCAGACCUUCAGGAGCUGGGUGACUACAUGGGUCUAGACCUGAACAGUGAGAAGCUACAGGAAGACAUGUCCCUGGUGCCCGUCACUGACUCUGGGCAGGUUGCUGGUGGUCAGUCUACCCUGGGUAACAUGAUGGCCCCGGUGACUGGGAACAACAUGGGGCUCCACCGGGCGGAGAUUAAAGCUGGUGUCCGCGAGGUGACCCUCUGCAAGGACCAGGACAGAAAGGUUGGACUCCGCCUGCGCUCCAUCGACAGAGGAAUCUUUGUCCAGCUGGUGCAGGCUAAUUCUCCUGCUUCUCUUGUUGGCCUGAGAUUCGGGGACCAGAUCUUGCAGCUGGAUGGGAAGUUGUGCACAGGCUGGAGCACUGACAAAGCUCACAAGGCGCUGAAACAGGCACCAGACGACAAGAUCUUGCUUAUUGUCCGAGACCGGCCAUUCCAGAGAACGAUCACGAUGCACAAGAAUAGCAACGGGCACGUUGGCUUCAUCCAGAAACGGGGGAAGAUCACCUCCAUUGUGAAGGAUAGUUCGGCUGCCAGGAAUGGGCUUCUGACCGGUCACAACAUCUGCGAGAUCAACGGCCAGAAUGUCAUUGGACUGAAGGACUCUCAGAUCAUGGAAGUUUUAGCCAUGGCGGGGAUCACGGUUACUCUCACGGUCAUGCCAAAAGCUGUCUAUGAACACAUGGUUAAACGGAUGUCCUCUGGUCUUGUCUCGCGGAUGGACCACUCCACCCCAGAGGUGUAAGGCUUUGGACUCACUCUGGCUCUUCUUCAGUGAGGAUCGGGUGUGGACCCAUCUUCUGUCGCCUGACCUCUCCUCAACUCUCUUCUCAUCUGUAUGUUGUUUAGAAGUGACGAGGGUUUGCAGCAAUCCGUGCUUCAUGCUGGCCUCGCCUUCUCUCCCGUAAAUCUCGUCAUUUUUAACAAUUUGCAGUUAAAUCACUGUGACCAUGUGGGUUUCUUCCAGGUGCUCCGGUUUCCUCCCACAUCCCAAAGACAUGCGGGUUUGUAGGUUAAUUGGCCUCUGUAAAUUGCCCCUGAUGUGUAGGGAGUGGAUGUGAAAGUGGGAUAACACAAAACUAGUGUGAAUGGGUGAUCAAUGGUCUUUGUGGACUCAGUGGGUUAAAGGGCUGGUUUCUAUGCUGCAUCGUUGAAUCCAUCAUUGAAUUCACGGUAGCAUUCCCAAUGCAUUUAUUUGCUAAUGUAAUCAAGGAUAAACUUUACCAUCUUCUCACUGCUCCCAUCUGGAAAAGUACAGAAGCCUGAAAGUGCACCACCAGACUCGGGAGCAGCUUCUUCCCCUCUUAUCAGGCUUCUGAACGGUCCUUCCAUUAGGUAUGUUAGUGUCCGACUCACCGCUACCCCAUUAUGGACAUUGGACUUUGUCUAUGGAACUGACGCACUACAAUGUUAAGAACUAUAUCUUGCAAUCUGUAUCUUCCCCUUUGUUCUACAUAUUGUACUUGAGUUUAGCUGAUUGUAUCUAUGCAUAGUAUAUCUGAUCUGUUUGAAUAGCAUACAAAAACAAAGCUUUUCACUGUAACUUGGUGCAUGUAACAAUAAUAAACCUAAACCUACAAUCAG